Molecule: messenger RNA, 1684 nt
Organism: Suricata suricatta (meerkat)
Lineage: Eukaryota; Metazoa; Chordata; Mammalia; Carnivora; Herpestidae
Gene: YBEY
Product: ybeY metalloendoribonuclease
Exons: 5
Coding region: 222-740 (172 amino acids)
Biological process (GO): rRNA processing
Molecular function (GO): metalloendopeptidase activity
Source: RefSeq, a predicted model, not a curated record
GGCGCAGACCCGGACCGCGGCCGCCGGAACCAGGCCUCCGGGGCGCGCGGCGGAAAGAAAACGCAACGGACCAACUUCCGGUCCUUUCGCGCGGCUCGGCCCCACACCCGCACCGCCGCACUCUGGUUCCGCCCUCCUGCCGGACUGCCGGAGUGCUGCCGGCGCCCCGGAACCCGACGGGGCUCUGCUGGCUUCGAACCUGGAGCCAUGUUAUUCUGAAAAUGAGUUUGGUGCUUAGGAAUCUGCAACGAGCUGUCCCCAUCAGGAGAGCGCCUCUUCGCAAGAAGAUGGAGAUUGUGAGGAGUAUAUUGGGGGUGCAGAAAUUCGACCUGGCCAUCAUCUGUGUUGACAACAAGAGUAUCCAGCACAUUAAUAGAAUCUACAGAGAGAAAAAUCUGCCAACAGAUGUGCUUUCCUUUCCAUUUCAUGAGAAUGUGAAAGCAGGUGAACUUCCCCAGCCUGAUUUUCCAGACGACUACAAUCUGGGUGACAUUUUCCUAGGAGUGGAGUACAUCUUCCAGCAGUGCCAAGGGAAUGAGGAUUACUACGACAUCCUGACCGUGACUGCCACCCAUGGACUCUGUCAUCUGCUGGGCUUCACACACAGCACACAGGCUGAGUGGCAGAAGGUAGGAGCUGUCCGCUGGUCCUCCGGCUUGCACAAGAGGGUGCACCAAGGACCGGACUGCCCAAGCCGCCUCUGGCAGUCAAAUGUACCUGAAGGAGAAGCAGGUUCUUGAGGAGCUGAGCCGGCGCACUGGGACCAGGCUCCAGCCCCUAAGCAGGGGCCUCUUCUGACACGGCCGGAGGCGCAAGACGUGAGUGGCCCCUGAGGGACCCCAGCGCCCAGCGACACCAUGCGGAGGGCCCUGAGGAUCAGGGACACCCCCAAACUGAGAGCCCUGCUGGUCACCUCCGCCCUGUGGGGUGCAAAAGUGACAAAGUCUGAAAAGCAAUGUCCAUUCGUGUCUUCAUUUGGAACCCAGCAGACGUGUUAUUUUCAUACCGCAGAGAAAAUAGUUCUAAACUCCUAGAAUGGAGAGCGGGAGCGCGGGGCUCCGUCCGCCUUGGGGUUCUGCCUUCGGCGAGAGGCUGCCUGUGCAGCUCCGGGAAAGCCCACCCGGGCUGCCCUUCACCCUCCUUCCUGCGGGAACCGUGUCGAAUCCGGUCCCCACUUACCCCUCAAGAGUGCUGUGGCCCGCCACCUUUCUGAGGGGAGACACAAGGCUGAGCCUUAGGGUGGCCGCAAAGCCCAGGACACCCGCAGCGGACAUCUCCGGCCCCGCCCUCGCCCGAGGCGGCGCAGCCCCGGCUCCAGGCAGGGCUCCGAGCUGUGCCCGUGGACUCUGCCUCAGGCCUCUUUCCCGAGGCCUACAUUCCAUGUCUUUCCUGUGUUUCCUGCCUUAUCCUCUGAAUAUUAUAACCCGGGAGGCGGCACAGACCAUUCAGAGCUGUUCACGGGCCCGGGGCAUCAUGGGAGCAGACCAUGCAGGCCCGCCGAGCCAGCCUCCGGCCGCCAUCCAGCAGUGCAGACAACGGCACAGGGAACGAUGCCGAGGCCGUGGCAAUAAAACAACCUUUCAGAAACUCUUCUUGGUCCCCAAACCAGGGCUACCUCAAGUCUGAGAAUUUGGUUUCUCCCAUGAAUCCAUUUCAAAAACAUGAAAGUGCAUUUCCCACUGGA